This is a messenger RNA of Naumovozyma castellii, 1467 nucleotides long. It is a transcript of the gene AEP1, whose product is annotated as Aep1p. The coding region runs from base 1 to 1467 and encodes 488 amino acids. The transcript has a single exon. The record is from RefSeq and is a predicted model, not a curated record. Lineage: Eukaryota; Fungi; Ascomycota; Saccharomycetes; Saccharomycetales; Saccharomycetaceae.
AUGCAACAUUUAAGAUUGUAUUCAACGGUAGAAACACUUUCCAAAGAACUGCCGAAAUUAUCCAAAAAUAACAAUACAAUUCUACAGUAUCGGGAACCAAUUGCACCUUCUAAUGUUCUACAUCCAUUCUAUGAACCUUCCAAACUGGAAAAAUUCACCUUGUGCUUUACAGAAAAUAACCCAACUUUAUGUAAUGGGGAAGCUAUAAUACCAACUGUUACAAAACGGUCUAAUUGGCCAAAACCCAAAUUGGUUAACGGCAGUAUUACGUUUAACACCUCGAGAGGAAUAAAUAAAUGGCUUGAAGAAUAUAGAGCUUUGAAAGAUUCGGGUCAUAGAACGGUUCACUUUACUAGGAUAAACAAAGAGGCUGACGUAAAGGACUUUCUAAAACCAUGUUUCCUUAAUGAACUUUCCCAUCCUGAAUUGAAGCAACUAUUUACAACACUCAAAGAAGAAAGGGGGAUUGAAUAUAUAUAUGCAAGCAUCAAUAAUAUUGUUCUGGAGAACAAAGGUUUAUUUCAUGAAGAUCUUUAUCAGUUUCUACUGCAAGAUAGUCGUAUCAAUAAGAUAGAAAGUUUAACUUUGAUAGUGAAAUCCAUUAACCAUCAUCUUCACUCUGUCAUCGAUCAUUUAAAUCUGAUAGAUCCGCUCCUCCUACGAAUAAUGAUUGCAAUUCAAGAAAGGAAUUUCCCAAUAACUGAAGAGAUGACCAAAUCCCUCAUGAAACUUCUUGAAUCCAUCAAUGAGAGGUUUAACAUUAAGAAUUGUCUCUAUAGCUUCCAUCCUAUCACAAGGCAAUAUCUUUUAGAUUUCUUCCUGCAGGCAGAAAAAUUGACAGAGUCUAAAACUUUAAUUUCUUCAAUUGUUGCGGAUAAGAGAAUUCCAGAGGAUCAAUCAGUUCUUCAAUAUUUCCAGUUAUUAGACAAAUUUUUUAAAAACGAUAAGUCUAACUCAUUCUUUCUGAAUAAAUUAUUAUGCCUUUCAGAUAUUCUCCCCAUUUUGCGAUCCUCAAAGAAUCCAUUAAUGUUCAAGUAUAUCAUUCAAGUAUGUCGAACUUUUAAUGAAGUAGAAAGCUUGAUACGCAUCAUGCGAGAAUGCGAAGGAAAUUGUAAAGAGCUUAUAUUAUCUACCAUGGAUUCAUUUAUUGUUCAAACAAACAGCUUUUCCGUUGAUGAAAUGACCAAUUCGGCCAAUUUGUCCACUUUGUAUGGUCUAACGAAAGAACUAUGUAGAGAUGAAGUUCCCAAUGAAUUAAUAAUAAAAUUCUUACUCGCAUUUGCAUUAAACCAGAACUAUUUCAUGAUGUCCUUAUUAAUAGCGAGGUCAAACCUAACACUCACAUCGCAAGUUAUUAAUCAAAUCCAAGAAAAUAUCGGAAAGAGACGUGUAAUUCAUGGAAAUGUGGGAUAUGAUGAACGAUCGAAAGAAAUAUUCAUGCAAAAGAUAUUAUUAAUAAAUAAAUGA